Molecule: messenger RNA, 2065 nt
Organism: Trichomycterus rosablanca
Lineage: Eukaryota; Metazoa; Chordata; Actinopteri; Siluriformes; Trichomycteridae
Gene: lpar6a
Product: lysophosphatidic acid receptor 6a
Exons: 1
Coding region: 707-1822 (371 amino acids)
Biological process (GO): positive regulation of Rho protein signal transduction; phospholipase C-activating G protein-coupled receptor signaling pathway
Cellular component (GO): plasma membrane
Molecular function (GO): lysophosphatidic acid receptor activity
Source: RefSeq, a predicted model, not a curated record
AAGCAGUCUGUUAAACCCGUGCAGCACUAACACAGUGUGUUGUAGGACACAGGUGCUACUAGUGCCAGCUGUGUUGGAUUACCAGAUGUGUUGGAUUACCAGUCAGAAUUUACAGGAAUACCAGCUCCUGGACCAUUCUGGAAUUAUCAUCCUCACUGACAAUUUAAAAUAUUGAUGUUUUAUUUUGGAGAAUAUACUUCACAUGGAUUCUAAUUCACACAACCAUGUUCACCUGUGAUGACUCUUGAACUCGUACAGACUUUGAGGCAGUUCUCCUGUUGUUGGAGAUUCUGAGUGAGUACGGAGCUCCUUACCUUUGGGCAAGAAUCCUGUGGGGUGGCUUCGCAAAGGGCAAAGGAGUCGAGUAAGGGGGAGGAGAAGAGGAAGCUUCAGCUCGUCUCUUGUCUCUGGGGAGGACUGCUUUCACCAUGAGCUAACCCCCCAUCGAAUCUACUGAAGAAUGCUGAGAGGAAACGUUUAAAUGCUUGGAAGUACGCAGUGCCCUGAGACCAAAUACAUGAAAGAGACCUCUGUGUCCCUGGGUGCAGGAGUUUUUUGGUCACAGACAUUAAAGGAAUGCCUUUCUUGGCUUUUGUUUUGUGUUUAGCUGUCUGUUUAUUCUGGAUCCAGCAUCAACGAGGGAAACCAUCCUAUUUUAAAGCCAUUGUGUAAGAUCUACCAAGAGGCAUACUCUUUAUCUGUAGGGAUGAACAACAUCACCUUGCAGAUGGACAAUACAACUUUGCAAUGGGACACUAAUGUCAGCCUGAACUAUAAAACUCCAGAGCAAGAAGGCUGCAUCAAGAACGAUGGAUUUAAGUACCAGCUUUAUGGUACGGUGUUCAGCAUUGUCUUUAUUGUUGGGCUUAUCAUGAACAUAGUGGCCAUGUAUAUUUUUACAUGCACUCUGAAAGUCCGCAACGAAACGACCACAUACAUGAUGAAUCUAGUCGUCUCGGACUUGCUGUUUGUUCUCACCCUACCACUGCGAGUCUUUUAUUUCAUCAGACAAGAUUGGCCAUUUGGAGGCUUGCUGUGCAAGCUUUCGGUCUCUUUGUUCUACACGAAUAUGUACGGGAGCAUCCUGUUUCUCACCUGCAUCAGCGUGGAUCGCUUCCUGGCCAUCGUUUACCCUUUUCGGUCACGGGAACUCCGGACCAAGCGUAACGCGAAGAUCGUAUGCGUGGCCGUCUGGGUACUGGUGCUGUCAGGCAGUCUUCCGACAGGUUUUUUGCUGGACUCUACACCAUCACAGAGUAACAACUCCAAUGCUAAAUUCUGCUUUGAGAACUUCUCCUCAAAACAAUGGAAGUCUCAUCUUUCCAAGGUGGUAAUAUUUAUUGAGACAGUGGGCUUCUUUUUACCCUUGCUUCUUAAUGUUUUCUGUUCUGCAAUGGUGCUCCAGAAACUAAGGAAGCCACAGACAGUCGCUCGGGGAGGAAAGCUGAACAAGACGAAAAUCCUGCGCAUGAUAAUGGUGCACCUUUUCAUCUUCUGCUUCUGUUUCAUCCCUUUUAACGUCAACCUCGUGUUCUACUCGCUGGUGCGUACGAAAAUCUUGCAAGGCUGCGCGGUAGAAUCCGUGGUCAGAACGAUCUAUCCAAUCGCCUUGUGCAUAGCUGUAUCAAACUGUUGCUUUGACCCUGUUGUAUACUACUUUACUUCAGAAACUAUACAAAAUUCAUUUAGGAGGAAAUCACAGAUCGAUCGCAACUGUAGCAUCAAGUUCUCAGAGGCUUUGCAAUCAGAGACAAGCUCCAGUCUUAAUUUUAACCUGAGGAGUAUUAAAAACAAAAUGUUCUUCAAUGAAUCCAUCAUAUAAGGAGCGAUUGUUGUAAAUUCUGUGUAAGCUUUGGUUGAAGUGACUAAACAGUAUUCAAAUGAGUAUGAAUUUACUAAUAUAGUGCAGGACUAAUAGUGGACUUUGCCCUGUGACCGAUGUGUUUACAUCCGGCGAGAUAUGCUUUAGGUCAAUACAGGAUCUCUUGUUUGUGCUCAUUAAUGGAUUUAUGUCUACACAUUUCAAUAAGGAAUAAAGUAUUUACUACUGCUUUUCUUCCAAACA